This is a messenger RNA of Amoebophrya sp. A120, 1209 nucleotides long. The record is from the annotation of a GenBank genome assembly. NCBI's taxonomy places the organism in Eukaryota, Dinophyceae, Syndiniales, Amoebophryaceae.
AUGACAGAUUUUUCGGCUGUGAGAAGUUUGUCACCUGCAGUAUUCGGAGGAGCGAGGAGGGGCGAGCUGCCUGCUGGCGGAAGUGGCAACUGCAUUCGCCUGCAGCGCAUUACAUAUACUGUGUACAAAUGGAUAACUAGUCUACUACACGGCCGUACAUGUAGUUCUUGCGCUGUACCAUUUACGGUACAGAUGUGCUGUAUCUUUCGGCUGCAGUCAGAAGGAGCGAAUGUCGUUAAUGUCGACGCGGUAUCAAUCUCUACAACGGAUUUUUAUCGUGACUUAUGCAUACGACAGUCUUCAGACUGGCCGCAGCAGUAGCGCUGCACCUCCAGAAAGGUGCUAGCAUUGUCCUGGUACAACAGCCAUUAAAAAUAACCACGACAAGACGACGACGACGAACAAAGAACGUGGACUAGAAGAACUAUCGAAAGUAGAGAGAGACUAUCGCUUUUUCUACUUCACGACAAGAGCAGUGUAUGUCAAGAAAGAUGUUGAAAGAGAAAGUUAUAUUGCACGGGUUUCGGCUUGUGCUUCCAGGACGGAGACACAGCCAAUGAACUAUGUGCGAAGGAGGUUACCGGAGACAAUGAUUUUUUACGAUUAGACUCUACAAUCGGAUAAUGUAUUUGAUGGGACAACAUCGCUGCGGCGCUGGUGUUGAUUUUUGAGGUUGGUGUGAUAGCGCUACUUGCUAUAAUACCUCCGAAAGGAGUAGAAAUAAAGCUGCAGACUGUGUAAGAACAACACUUCUUUUUACAAAUGCGUAAAAAUAGCGAAGUGUGCAGUCUCGCCUGUAGCUGCUACACCCGCUUUGGUAUUUUACGUACAAAGGCCCGCAGUUUUCAUCAUCCUGAUGUGACAGCGUGGGAGGACUGCAGGACCAGCUACGGCGAUGUUAUGAUGUGGAUUUCCGAUCAAAAAUAUUGUAGAAAGUUAUUGCUCACUCGAUGAUCUACUCCGUACUGUAGUUGUGGAAGAAAGAGGAAAGGACAGCACGAGCUGUCAUGUGGGAAGGAGCUAUGCGGCGCCGAGCUCCAAACAGCACGACGGGAACUACAACUUUUACAACUGGAACUCCUUUACAACUCCAAUACAACAACAACCGGACCCUUCACUACUAUUUAUUUCCCCUCAAGUUUUGGUCCGAUCAUGUUAUGCUAGAACUAUUCGAAAAAAACCUCUUCGAUCAGAACGAAGACAUUCCAC